AGAUUUAAGUAAACAUGAUUCUUGUUGCUUCAUUGCCAUUCUUAAGGAUUUUCGUGUACAUUUCUUUCGGUUGCAUAAUACAAGAACGUGAUAUCUCUGGCUAAGUACAAUUAUAUGGUGUAUAAUGUUGUCGAAGUACUUCCCUUCCAUCCUAAUAGCCUCUAUUUCAUAUCCUAAUUUUGAACGAACUUGUGCAGCUUAUGGUUUUUCAAAUUAUAGAUUCCUAGCAAGAACAUGUUUUGCGUCCAAUCAGUGUCACCGGUGUUACAUUUUGUCUUGUCUCUAACUGGAUGAAAUAGUUCGGUGAUGAAGUAAGGCCAAAGCAAUGAGAGAUUAUUUGCUUGAUACAUGUCUGUAACUUUAGUAGAGACGGAUCCAAGUGUACCUAAAUUCGGCAACUGGGAAAGCGAAGACAAUGUUCCCUACACGGUCUACUUUGAUAAGGCAAGGAAAAAUAGAGGUGGGAAGAUGAUAAAUCCAAAUGACCCUGCAGAGAAUCCCGACAUGUUCUUGAAUGCUGAUUCUUCACCUCCAGCUCCAGCCCCUGCUCCUCCCACAAAACCAGAAACUAGUCUGGUGCAACCAAGAAAUUCUCCAGCCCAGAGUGAAAAUACGGGUCAGAGAACAGCUAACGACUCAAAUUAUGUAGGCCGUGGGGCGAGGUCUGGGGGACAUGCAAGGCGGACUGCAGGUUCGGGGCACAGCAUUGAGCGGUCCCCACUUCAUCCACAUCACCAGGCCAAGAUAACAGGGAGAGGUAGUGGAUCUCCGGCUUGGGAAGGAAAGAACUCGUAUGACAGCAGUCAUGGUACCCCUGGAAGAUCCCGAUUAAAGCCAACUCAAGGAGAUGAAAGUCCCGAUAGAGGUGCUGCUGUUCCAGUAUUUGGAGAAUGGGAGAAUGAUCCUCAAUCCGCCGAAAAUUUUACUCAUAUUUUCAACAAAGUACGAGAGGAAAGGAAUAAUGGGGCUGGAAAUGUGUCGAGCACUCCAAAGCAUCCAUCUCAAAAUCAUCAGUCCAAGAAUCAUAAGAAGUGCUGCUUCCCGUGGUGUUAAGGCAAGAAGAUAUCCGGUUUCCUUGGAGCUUUCAAGCUAUGAUGAAAAUGUAAAUAGCUCGGAAGGUUCGUCUGAUGCAGAGUUACUGCUUUUAUUCCAUCUAAUACUGCGUGUCUCGGGACAAUACUAAGAAAACUUCAUCAAUUCUGGGCUAUCCACUAUUUUUCCAGUUUGCUUAUUCAGUUUCCAGUGUUACUUAAUUGACCGAAAGAGAAAAUAGUGAGAAAUUCUUUUGUUCUAUUAUAUAUUAUUGGUAUUGUUUUAGCAUCUUCUCUUCUCCUUAACAGUCUGAACUUGUAUUUUUCACUGCACGACUCGUAUACUUAAAAAUGUCUUUGUUAUUUGAGAAAUUUAGACGGAAUUUCAGUCCUCCGUUUGAUCUUA
Messenger RNA from Olea europaea var. sylvestris, 1437 nucleotides. RefSeq names its product RPM1-interacting protein 4-like. The transcript is spliced from 4 exons. The coding region runs from base 349 to 1053 and encodes 234 amino acids. Lineage: Eukaryota; Viridiplantae; Streptophyta; Magnoliopsida; Lamiales; Oleaceae. The record is from RefSeq and is a predicted model, not a curated record.